Messenger RNA from Volvox carteri f. nagariensis, 2769 nucleotides. RefSeq lists its product as uncharacterized. The coding region runs from base 1 to 2769 and encodes 922 amino acids. The record is from RefSeq and is a predicted model, not a curated record. NCBI's taxonomy places the organism in Eukaryota, Viridiplantae, Chlorophyta, Chlorophyceae, Chlamydomonadales, Volvocaceae. The transcript has 15 exons.
AUGGCCUCUGUGCGGGGAGCGCGGCUGGAGCCGGCGCGGCGGCAGGGCCGGGCCCUGGGAGCACGGCAGCUGACGGCCUGGAGCUCGUGGGAAGGGUACCGAUCCUCAGGGGGAACGAUUGGGGUUUGGCUGAACGCUUAUGGCAUUAAGACGGGUGAGGCCAAUGCGAGGCUUGUCUGCCCCCCGCUACGGAAGCAAGAAAAGAAGCGGGCCUUUGUCGGGGGUGCAGAGGCUGUUGCCGGGGGUGCUGGCCUCUAUAUUGGAAGGGCAGCAGCGAGGCCGUCGCGCGGUGGGGCGGGUGGGUCGUUGCUGGGGGCUGCGGGUGCAGGCCUGGGCCCUGGCACCUAUGCUGUACUGCAAGUCAGCUGGAAGUUGUUCUGUCCGUCCCUUUCUGCUGCUGCUCUGUACCCGUUCGUUCCCGCGUUGGUUGCGUUAAUAAGAUCCCGCGUUAAUAAGAUCCUGCAUGCAUUUCAACUGGGCGACUGGCCAUACUUACUGACAAGUCCAGCUGCCAAGUUGGCUGGAUCACGUGGUGCUAGCGACGUGGGGCUAAGGGCUUGGCGAGAGUCGAAGAGAGAUGAUGCUGGCGGACCUUCACAGGAAGUCCAUCGAGCACGCCGCAACAACUCGGCUGUUUGCUUCUAUGAGGACCCAGCGGACAAGAAGCUCAAGCUACACAUCCUGUGGGACGAGCUCAAGUCGCAGAAGCUCGCCGACUGCCAGUGGCUGGGAGGGCCCAAGGGCAAGGGCUAUGCUGAGUUGACCAAUGCAUUCGGCGACACAACAUAUGGCGACCUGGAGGCGCGGCCCCUACAAUACUACAGCAGCACGGUGGUCCCCUUUCGCCGUGUGCCAUGUGCAGCUGAGCCUCGACCGGGCACAGCGGGAUGGCAAGAUGGCCGGGAGCUGGAUCUUCCAGGACUAUCGCUCCAUAGAAGACGUCCUCACCUGACUUCAAACUGCAGAGCUGCAGGAGCCGCCCAUCACAGGCAGCGUGUCGGAGUUGUCGGAGGUCAUGAGCAUGAGCAGUGCUCCCGCUGCAGUGUAGGCAUUGUCGUAGGAGCUUGCCAUUCUCUUGCUGCAGUCGCAGCCGAGCUGGGUGGCAAACCCUCCGUGCAGCACAGCCUCAUGAUGCAGUUGGUGCAGGAGGUGACAGACAGGGUGGCAGGUGGGGUGAAGCGACAGGCAGAGACCGUGCAGGAGCAGCGCCAGCAGCAGGCCACGCGCGCAAUUGAAGCACAAGUGCCACCACCACGCCGGCGCCACCAAAGAAGCCUGCGGGGGGUAAGCGCGGCGGCAACAGCAGGAAGGGCAAGCGAGAGCAGCGAUCCCUCCCUUUGGCAGCCGUGUGAAACCGUGUGCGCUCUGAUGCAAUCGCCACCAGCCUGGGUGGUGGCGGCAACUAUCCGGCACAUCAUUGAGGCAGCGCUUAAGAUAGGCAAAAUCUCUGAGAAGGCUGUUGAUGGUGACAUCACCGCCGCCGCCACCGCGGCCAUCGAUUACAACCUUCCAGACCGCAGCCCCGUGCUUAUCUCAACCCACUGCCGCGACUUCAGUCGCCGCCGUCACUGCCCCAUCCCCUACAGCUGUCACAUCCCCUACAGCCAUCAAAGCAAACCACGGGAAUCUGACCAGCAUAGUGACAGCAGCGAUACCGUUAGAUGCUCCGUAUGGCGAGCAAAGAACGGAGAGGCGAAGGCGGCGCAGCAUGGAUGGGGUGCAAUGGCGCGAUGGCCUUCCCGUCGUACCUGCCUCCCUCCCCAAGCGGCAGAGGCAGCGGCAUCGGCAGCGGUGACGGCAGCAGCCUCAUGGCGGAUCCGGCGGGCAUAUUACAACUUGACCACGUUAAUGCAACCCAAGAGGAGAACCAAAGCGCCGCCACCACCGGGCUUCGCCGCUAUCGCGGCGGCGGCGGCAGCAGCGACAACAGGACGGCCAACAUACACGCUAUCGCAGCUACAGCUACCGCUACCGCUGCAUCUACAGGAAACGCAACAACUGAGGUUGCUGGGUCCCUUGCUAUCCAAGGAACAGCCAAGGAACAGCCUGGUGCCCAUGUACGGUGAUGGGGCCAGCCGGGCAGCUCCAGCACCCACAUCAUGGCCUGGCGGAGAGUCGCAGGAGCAGAGUACUAGUGUUGUCGUGGACAUUAUUGACGGGGGAGUGGAUGCCAUAUAUUACAUAUGUAGAUGUAUAUCUGUAUACACACAACAGUUAGAAGUUGCGGCAGCCUCAGAGAGCGCAGCAGUGCAGUGCACCGAUGGGUCCAAGGUUACUCAGGUCAGCAACAACGGUGGUGGGGCCGCAAGACGCUCAAAAUCUCACUCGGCGCCGGGUUUGCGCGCGGCAGGGACGACGGCAGUAGACAGCGCCAAGGAACUGGGUCUGAACACCAGUACUAUCCCUCGCUCGUUCAGCUUGUUGCCCGGCCUGUUGCGGGAGCGUCCAGGGAGACCUCUAGUAUUAGUUGAUGCAACAAUGCCGCUGCAGCCACCAAAAAGCGCUAUCCGGUUCCGCUGGAUGCUGGUGGUGGUGAUGGUGGUGGUAGUGGUGGUGGUGGUGGUAGGUGCUGAACCCGAAAAGGUCGCUAACUUAGCUUCACAGAAGUCGGCACACCCAAGGGUCAUGAGACGGAUGCAUGAGGGUGGCACUGCCGGGCUCGUGGCCCUCGCCAUCCACCCAGGCCAGGGGGGAUCUGCCCACUGGCAUGAACAAAUCGUACAUGCAUGCGGCGGUGGCCGCGGCGGCGGCAGUGGCGGAAUGUGCUAG